CAUCAGCUUGCUUGAUUAAUAAACCCCAAAUAGUUUUUGUAAGAGUGCGUCAGUGUGAAAACUCAAAUGACAGUUGCUAUUUAAUUUUGACAAUUCUUAAGUAAUACCAAAAAUUAAAUAAUAUGCCGCCCAAAUUUGAUCCCAGCGAAGUAAAAUAUGUGAAAUUACGAUGUGUAGGGGGUGAAGUAGGAGCCACUUCAUCGCUUGCUCCAAAAAUCGGUCCACUUGGCCUAUCUCCAAAAAAGGUUGGAGAUGACAUAGCUAAAGCCACUGCAGACUGGAAAGGUUUGAAAAUCACUGUCCAACUAAAGAUCCAAAAUCGACAAGCCACAAUUACAGUCAUACCUUCAGCAGCGUCUCUCAUAAUUAAAGCCCUUAAAGAACCCUUACGCGAUAGAAAAAAGCAGAAACAUAUCAAACAUAGCGGAAAUUUAUCGUUGGACGAUAUCAUAAAUAUUGCCAGGGAAAUGAGACCAAGAUCGGUAGCAAGAACCCUUACUGGUACGGUUAAGGAAAUUUUGGGUAGUGCGCACUCAGUUGGAUGUACUGUGGAAGGAAAACCACCACAUGAUGUCAUUGUUGAAAUUAAUGAAGGUGUAACCACGGUACCGGAUGCUUAAGAAGUGAUCAGCAAUAGAGU
This is a messenger RNA of Psylliodes chrysocephalus, 640 nucleotides long. The record is from the annotation of a GenBank genome assembly. NCBI's taxonomy places the organism in Eukaryota, Metazoa, Arthropoda, Insecta, Coleoptera, Chrysomelidae.